Helianthus annuus (common sunflower) is the source of this 783-nucleotide messenger RNA. RefSeq names its product replication protein A 70 kDa DNA-binding subunit C-like. Bases 1 to 783 code for a protein of 260 amino acids. Lineage: Eukaryota; Viridiplantae; Streptophyta; Magnoliopsida; Asterales; Asteraceae. The transcript has 7 exons. The record is from RefSeq and is a predicted model, not a curated record.
AUGGAGAACCAUAACAUUACUAUGUUCAGAGCUGUUGAUGCCUUUCAAGAGCGGUUUUCUGUCAAGGGGACAAAGAUGGAGGCAACAUGCUUGAAUAGAGUUUUACCACAAUUUCGCCCGUCAUUAGUUGAAAAGAAAUGUUUGAUUAUCAGGAAUCCAACUAUAGGUUUUAAUAACUCUACGUACAGGUAUGUUGACAAUCAAAAUAGGCUAUGUUUCCAGGGGACAACCGAAGUUAUUCCAUGUGAGGAUAUUGGUGGAUCACCGUAUGGUUUUGAUUUCUUGAGUUUUGCGGACCUCUUGAACAGUAAUGGUAUUUCAAACUCUACAGUAGAUGUUAUUGGUUAUUUGGUUCGAUCAUUUCCUAAAAAGACUGUAACUAACAAAUUAACUGGAAAGCAGGCUGUUAAGGUUACUAUAGAGAUAUCUGAUCUGGAGGGUCGGACGGUAUUUCUUACUCUGUGGGAUCAAUACUGUGAUAAAGUUUUGUCAUUUUUUGAGAGUAUCAAGGGAAAAAAUAUUCAUGCAAUCAUUAUAUUGCAGUUUGGCAAGGUCAAGUGGUGGAAUGGGGUUGCGUAUGUUAACAAUUCAUACACCGUUAGUCGUCUUUUUUGCAAUCAUGAUUGUCCUGAAGUCGAUGAGUUCAGAAACCGUUUGUUUGAAAAUUCUAUUGAAGUCAGUGAAUCCACGAGCCUUGGUUCCAUGGCAAAAUCUGUUGAAGAGGAAAUCUUGCAAAGCAAAGACUUUAUGAAUAUUUGUUUGCAAGGUCAUUAUUCUGGGUAA